UUCCCACAUUUCAUCCUUUUCUUAAAAAAGACCUAAAGAAGCUUCCUUUCACCAGAAUUUGUGUGCAACAGAAUCUGAUAGAUUUCUUUGUUACAUUUCAUUAUUAGCAAAAAACAAAAAGAGUUGAUGAGAAUCGACCUGAUUGGACUCGAUCACCCAUUGUAAACUCUACCAAAGCUUCCUUCUUAAGAUAAUCACCUCAAAAAGUUUUUGUUGCAGUUGCUAAAUCACGAAAUAGAAAAGUCUUGGCUGCAAUUUGGUUGGACCCUGCCUCUUUAUCAACUUUCUUUGUGCGUAAUGAAUUCUUUGCUUUCAACUUAUCUGAAGACGAGCAAAAAAUAGAAAAGUAAACAAAAGCAUGGCACUAAAUGAGGCAACUAGUGUUCAGAAAUAAGAAGGAUGAUUGACGAGCAAGGAAAAAUGACAUCUAAACUUUUUUAUUGGUGAAAGGAACCUUCCGUGGGUCUUUUUUAAGAAAAUGAUGAAAUGUGGGAAAAUGAUGAAAUUAGGGCUCAUAAAACGUCUACGUGGAGGUGGGUCGGGUGGACGUGCACAUGUGGAGGUCUAUGUGGCAUAUUAAUACACACAUGAAAGGCCACAUAACUCUUCCGUUAAAGAGAAGGGUAAGUCUGGUCCUAUAGUAACACAAGAAGAGUAUUUUAAGCUGAAAAAUAUAUUUUGAAUAGUUGAAGGGUAGUUUUGAUCCUUGUUUAUAAAAUGACAAGUAAAGUAUGUAUUUAAGCACUCGAGUUUUCUACCAAAAAAAGUAGUACUCUGUAAAAACCUAUAUUCAUCAGAUGUAAAUUAGUGCUAAAUCCCUAAACCCAAAUCGCUGCAAGAGCAAAAAAAAAAAAAUGGAAGAAAAGUUGAGCAACAUCGAAAAUCAGCAAGUAGAUGAUGAAGAAGAAGAUGAGGGUCCACCACCUGGUUUCGACUCUUUAGCUGUACCAUCGCAAAACACCAAUGUUGUCAUAGAUGAAGAUGAUGAUGAAGGACCACCUCCAGGUUGGUCAUCAAUUCCUCAGCAACACAAUCUCCAGGUAACUUGUGAACAGACUACUGAUGUAGAGAUGGGGGGCAAAGAGCACAAAUCGGAAGACGAUGAAGAUGGUCCGCCACCCGGGUGGAACACUGUAAUCCCACAGAAAAAAUUGCCAUCUUUACCGCCAACAAUAGAAGCAGUUACUUGUGAUAUAGAUAUGGAGAAGAAAGAAGAAAUCAUUAAAAAUGAAGAUAAUGGUCCACCGCCAAGAUGGCAGUUGACCCCUAAACUACUGCCGCUACAAACAUCUACACCACCAUCAGGGACACAAGGAGCUUCUCUUGAAGAUAUAGAAAUGGAGAAGAAAGAGGAAGCCGUUGAAGAUGAAGAUAAUGGUCCACCGCCAGGAUGGCAAUUGACCCCUCAACUACUGCCUCUACAGACAUCUACAUCACCAUCAGGGAUACAAGGAGUGCCUCUUGCUGCUUUUGUAGACGUUGAAAUGGCGAGCAACCAGGACUGUGAUGUUGAAAAGGAAGGACAUCCACUGGGAUUAGAAUCCGUUCCUAUGAAUGGACAUUCAUCACCACCUACACCACCACCUCAGUCGUCAUCAUCAGUUGCUUCUUCUGAAAUGGAGAUGGGUCGCAAACAAGAAGGCACAAAGAAUGAGGAGGAAAGGCCCCAAAUUGAAAAGCAACCAAUGUCGCAUUUACUACAGAUGAAACCUAUAGUGCCUCAAGCCUCAUCACAUGCUGCAACAGUUUCUUCCGAAAUGGGUCAGAUGGUAUGUGGUGGUUGCCGACAGUUACUUUCUUAUCCACAAGGGGCUAAAUUGGUGAAGUGUUCAUGCUGCCAAACCGUCAAUCUUGUGCUAGAAGCUCAUGAGGUUGGACAAGUUAAGUGUGGGGGUUGUGCAGUGCUGCUCAUGUAUCCGUAUGGGGCCCCAUCAGUUAGAUGUUCCUCUUGUCGCCACAUGACAAAAAUUGGGGCCCACAACCGACGACCACCUCAGUCAGUGCAACAGCCUCGAAGAAGACAUCCUUCCUACCAAGUUCAUUAGCUUGCUUAUCUCGAUCUGAUUUUGGGGAAUCCAUCAUGUAGAUGCAUUGUUUAUAUGAAACUUCUGGGCUAGUUAGAUGACAUCAGGGUACUGCUUGCUUCAUGGCUUUGGCAUUUCCCUUGGCUUUGUAAAAUCUUUACCGUAUUAGAAAUCUGUAACAAUCCUUUUCUAUUUAAAAAUUCAAUAUGGAAUAGAGUCAAAUUUCUGAAUGUUGGUGACACUAGUUUUGGAAGUUUAGUUUCGCCUCAUCGAGCUCGGAACCUGGUUGACCAGUGUGCAAUUUGUAGGAGUGAAGACCGAGGACUUUAUUGCACUCCAUAAAUUUGCAAUGAUAUCUCUAUGUCUUGAAGUUAA
Messenger RNA from Solanum tuberosum (potato), 2399 nucleotides. RefSeq lists its product as uncharacterized. The record is from RefSeq and is a predicted model, not a curated record. NCBI's taxonomy places the organism in Eukaryota, Viridiplantae, Streptophyta, Magnoliopsida, Solanales, Solanaceae. The transcript is spliced from 9 exons. The coding region runs from base 855 to 2045 and encodes 396 amino acids.